Messenger RNA from Diabrotica balteata, 526 nucleotides. Lineage: Eukaryota; Metazoa; Arthropoda; Insecta; Coleoptera; Chrysomelidae. The record is from the annotation of a GenBank genome assembly.
CUCUUUUUUCAUCUUGCAGUCGGAAGGUUAACUUCGUCUUACGAAAAAAUGCCAACAAAAACAGCCGUUCCAGUUACCAAGCCACAGGGAAAGAAACCCCAAAUUAGAGGAAAAGGCCUAAAGAAAAAGAAGGUUGCUUUGAAAUUUGUGAUCGAUUGUACUCAUCCUAGUGAAGACAAUCUUCUAGAUGUCGCAAACUUUGAAAAUUAUUUGAAAGAAAGGAUUAAGAUCAAUGGAAAAACAGGAAACUUUGCUGCCGGAAAAAGUGGUCAACAUUCUGUUACUGUAAGCAGAGACAAAAAUGUUAAAAUUGCUCUUUCCUCUGAAAUACCAUUUUCAAAAAGGUACCUUAAAUACCUUACUAAAAAGUAUUUAAAGAAGAACAAUCUUCGUGAUUGGCUUAGAGUAGUUGCUUCUGGAAAGGACUCUUAUGAACUCAGAUACUUCCAGAUUGACAGUCAAGAAGAUGAUGAUGAAGAAGAUAAUGAAUAAUUUAUUCAGAUAUUUUUUUUAUUAAAUAGAUUAU